This is a messenger RNA of Ictalurus punctatus (channel catfish), 640 nucleotides long. RefSeq names its product mitochondrial ribosomal protein L32 (gene mrpl32). Gene Ontology annotation, molecular function: structural constituent of ribosome. Gene Ontology annotation, cellular component: mitochondrial large ribosomal subunit. NCBI's taxonomy places the organism in Eukaryota, Metazoa, Chordata, Actinopteri, Siluriformes, Ictaluridae. Gene Ontology annotation, biological process: translation. The record is from RefSeq and is marked provisional.
AAGUGACCGUGAGGAUGUUGUAGUCUGUACGCUGGGUUGAGGAUACAUUAUGUCGCUGACGGUAUUUUUACGGUUUCUGAGACAUUCUUUACAACAAUUGGAGUCCAGUUUAAUACAGACUGCAGGGUUGGACAGGAAUUUAGGGCCAGCUUUGGCAGUGCAUGGACCCAGCCUUCUUCCUCAACCUCAGCACAUUAGAGAUGAUGAAAGCUCUGAGCCAAGUUUCCUCGACAGUAUUUUCUGGAUGGCAGCACCCAAAAAGAGACGCACCAUUGAGGUGAAUCGCUGCAGAAGACGGAACCCAAAUAAACUCAUUAAAGUCAAGACAAACAUUGAGCCGUGUCCAGAGUGUGGGAACCUAAAACAGAAGCAUGUCCUCUGUGGGUUCUGCUACGAGAAGGUCCGAAAGGAGACAGCCAUGAUUCGGAAGCAGAUUGAAAUCAAGGAAGGCCGUCCUCACAACGCACCCACUGUGGAGACUGUGGUUCUGUACGAGAACGAAGCUCCUCGUGAUGUAGACAAGGAGAAGAGAAUAGUGGAGCGUAGCAGAAACCGCCCCUUCUGGUUUAAACUGUAACUUACCCUGAGAUUUUUUUUGUAUAAUAUCAUCAAUAUUAAAGUAUUGAAUCUGUUGGACUGC